Mercenaria mercenaria is the source of this 2547-nucleotide messenger RNA. RefSeq lists its product as uncharacterized. The coding region runs from base 1 to 2547 and encodes 848 amino acids. Lineage: Eukaryota; Metazoa; Mollusca; Bivalvia; Venerida; Veneridae. Gene Ontology annotation, molecular function: nucleic acid binding; zinc ion binding. The record is from RefSeq and is a predicted model, not a curated record. The transcript has 2 exons.
AUGUCGGGAGUUAAAUAUAUGAAAGGUGUACGAACUAAGUUUUCAAAUAAGUUGUUGAAUGAAAUUCAAAAUGGCUUACGUUUACUGGAUAGUGAUAUGAGUGACAUAUUACCAGAGGAAUCCGUACAACUUCGGCAUCGUGUAAUGGAAACUAAACUCAACAUUAAUUCUUAUAAUGAGAAGCUAUCUAGACAGUCUGAGAAAUUAGCUCAGACUAUCGAAGAUCCUGAAGAUGAAUUUAUAUCAACAAUGAUUGAAGAAGAUUCUAGUCUAUUGGAUAAAGCUUGUUCCGUGUAUCAUAAGCUUCAGCUUUUUGAGGACAGAUUAAAACAACUUGAAGAAACGCAAAAUACAGCAGUAAAGGAGGAGCACGUUUCACCAUUAACUUUGGUCACAGAGGAAAUGAGAAAAAUGUUUGCAGCCCAGAUGGAUUUACAGAAGGAGUUAGUCCAGAAUAAGCAACUCAAAAAAGAAACAGUGAAAUUGCCUAAGAUUGACAUACCGUCUUUCAAUGGCAAUAAGUUAUAUUGGAUUGAAUUCUGGGAUUCUUUUGAGAGUGCCGUGCAUAAUAAUGACCGACUUUCAGAAGUUGACAAAUUCAAUUAUUUGAAAAGUAAACUUACUGGAGAAGCAAAGCAUACAAUAACUGGCCUUUCAUUGUCCAAUAAGAAUUAUGAAAUUGCUAUACAGACAUUGCAUAAAAGAUUUGGCGAUCGACAGGAGACAAUAGACAUGCACUAUAAGGCACUAAUAGAUAUAUUUCCAGUUAGAAAUUCUGUGGAGAGUUUGCGACAGUUCAUGGAUAAAACAGAAAAACAUCUUCGUUGUCUAGAAGUUCUCAAUCAAGAUACAAAUCAAGAAGUUUUUGUUUCAAUGCUCAGAAGAAAGCUACCAAAUGACGUACUCCUUCAAAUGGAAAUUAUGAAGGGAGUAGAUAAAAAAUGGUCUGUAAUUACAUUUCGUGAACUACUUCGACAAUACAUUGUAGCAAAAGAAAAGGCCGAAAUUACAGAUAAAGCAAAAUCAAAAUUUGAGAACAGAGAUUCAGUUCGUCCGAAUUCAAAUCCGAGGUACAGCAUGAAAGGGUUCUCAAAGCCUUCAAUACAUAGUGCCUCAUCAAGUUCAUUGAUUACAAGUGAAAAGCAAGAAAAAACAAAAGUUAUAUCUGCGAAGUGUAGAUAUUGUGACAGAAAUCAUUGGAGUGAUGAGUGCACGAAGUACCCAACAAUUGAAGAUAGAAAGAAACGUAUCAAAGGCAGUUGUUACAGGUGUUUAAAGGAAGGACAUAUCUCCAGUCAGUGCAAAUCAUCAAAAACGUGUGUCUAUUGUGGUCAAGUAGACGUGCACCAUAGAAGUUUAUGUGCAAAGAAAUUUAAAGAAAAGAAAAAUAAAGAAGGUGCAAAUUUUUCUGGAGAACCUGAAAUUCUAUCGGAAAAGAGUGAUACCGGAAACGUGCAGGAAGAAAUAGGACUUCUUUCUUGCAAUGAGUCUGUAAUGAUGCAAACAGCCAAAUGCAUCGUAAAGAAUCCUGAUGAAGACAAAAGUGAGGAAAUUAGAUUGAUUCUUGACUCAGGCUCGCACAGAACAUAUAUCACGAGGGAUUUGGCCCGUCGUCUCAGACUAAAAGAAGAAGAAGAGCAGGAAAUCCAAUUGGUAACCUUUGGAAGCGAAAAGGAAAAAUCAAUAAAAACAAGAUCAACAAGAUUAAAAGUGAAACUCAAGAAUGGAAAGUACAUAACUUUGGUUGCAAAUAUAGUACCAAAUAUCACUGGAACAAUUACCCGCAGACAAGUAAAACUAGAUUCACCAAGACAGUUCUCUGGCUUAACAAAAAAUCUAACACUGGCUGAUACAAUUCCAAACAAGAAUGAAUCAGUUUAUCUCGAUUUACUAGUAGGUAAUGAUUACUAUUUAGAUAUUAUACAAACAGAGAAGAUAGAAAUACAACCUGGACUUUAUUUGCUGUCGUCCAGUCUCGGAUGGAUAUUGUCGGGCAGAAUGAAAACAAGUGAUAUUGCCGUAAACACAAAUGAUUCAGCUAUGUUAAUUCUUACGUACGGAGAUAAUAUAACUGAAACCAAACUUUUUACAGAUGUUGACGAAGUCAUUCCAACAAAACCUAACUUGGAGGACUUUUGGAAUAUUGAGAGUCUUGGUAUUACAGAUACAUAUGACAAACCAGACGAUCAGGCUGCUAUGACACAUUUCAGGGAAACUCUACAGUUUGAAAACGAUAGAUAUCAGGUUACUUGGCCUUGGCGGGAUGAGUUUCCAGAUCUUCCAGAAAAUCGGGGAUUAGCAAAAGGGAGAUUGAAAUCACUCGUUUGUAAGCUAGCAAAACAACCUGAGCUCUUGAAAAGAUAUGACGAUGUCAUUAAAGAUCAGCUAGAAAAAGGAAUUAUUGAGAAAGUUGAUAGGGAGUUAAGUGACGGGUUAAGGCAUUACAGCACCUUGUGUCACAUGAUGUGGGUACAGGAACUUUUACGUUUAGAAGGUGACACAAUAGCCAUUCGAUCAGCAGAGCUUCGACGCCACCUGCAACAAUGA